This is a messenger RNA of Dentiscutata heterogama, 1063 nucleotides long. Lineage: Eukaryota; Fungi; Glomeromycota; Glomeromycetes; Diversisporales; Gigasporaceae. The record is from the annotation of a GenBank genome assembly.
UCUUUUCAAAGAAAUUCCUCCCAAACUAGCUGCGAUGAAUAUCUUCCCUCACGCUUCAGCCGGUUAUAACCGUGGGGGAUCCCCAACCAUACCAAAGGCCAAGAUGAGCGCUUCUAAACAGGGGGCUAAUAAUCCUAUGCACGGUCGUGCCUCACAUAAUGCAAAGGCUGUUUACUUGCUUUCUAAGCAAGUUACAUUAGGGGUUACCCUUGCUAACUUAGCACUUAGCCUUGUCCUUUGGGGGGAAUUUGACGGCAAUUCGGGGGAGUAUCAGUUUGUGCAGGAAUUGAGUUAUGUAACGGAGUGGCAGAUUAAAUUAGGGGUCGAUGGUCUCUCACUCUUGUUCGUAAUACUUACUUGCUUUAUCAUCCCUUGUUCUAUUCUAGCUUCUUGGACUUUACCCACUCCAAGAACUUACCACGAUUUAUUGCAAUCUUGGCCCCUGAUCGAAGUCGUAUGGGUCCGUUUGAGGGCUAUCUUAAGCAUUUAUAUGGCAGCAGGGACUACUGAUUAUCUGCUGCUAACUACUGGUGAGUUCACCUCUUCUGUUCAAUAUGCUCUCUGGUUAGGUGUUUUCCUAGCUUUAGCAAUAAAAUCCCCUAUCAUCCCUCUUCACAUUUGGCUGCCUCUCGCUCACAGUGAAGCUCCCUUAGCUGGGUCCAUUUUAUUAGCAGGGAUAGUCUUAAAAAUGGCUACUUACGGCUUCUUGCGUAUCUUGGUCACUCUCCUUCCAGAGGCCUCUGAGUUCUUCACUCCUUUAGUUUACACUCUAUGUCUUAUCAGUAUUCUUUACUCUUGUUUAAGUACACUUCGACAAAGCAACUUAAAAAGUAUCAUUGCUUACAGUAGUAUAGGACACAUGGCUAUUGCUAUAUUGGGGCUUUUCUCUAAUACAACAUUAGGCAUCGAAGGUGGCCUUUUACUUGGUUUUGCCCACGGGCUAGUAAGCCCUGCUCUGUUUGUUUGCGUUGGUAUAAUUUAUGAACGCUGGCACACAUUAAUUAUCCUUACCGUUGACUGCCAACUUUCUAGGGGAGUUCUUAUCUUUAACUGGGGGCUUUAA